Molecule: messenger RNA, 8686 nt
Organism: Mirounga angustirostris (Northern elephant seal)
Lineage: Eukaryota; Metazoa; Chordata; Mammalia; Carnivora; Phocidae
Gene: DPH6
Product: diphthamine biosynthesis 6
Exons: 9
Coding region: 8-952 (314 amino acids)
Biological process (GO): protein histidyl modification to diphthamide
Molecular function (GO): diphthine-ammonia ligase activity
Source: RefSeq, a predicted model, not a curated record
CGGGCCAAUGACAGGCGGCGAGGCGAACACCCGCGCGAGGCCCCGGGGCGCGUCACGGCGGGCGGCGGCGGCGGCGGCGGCGGCGGCUACGGCCGCAACUUCCCGGCUCCCGCCGUCGCCCGCCGCACGCACGCGCACUGCGCCCAGCAUGCGGGUCGCUGCUCUGAUCAGUGGUGGAAAGGAUAGCUGUUACAAUAUGAUGCAGUGCAUUGCUGCUGGGCAUCAGAUUGUUGCUUUAGCAAAUCUGAGACCAGCUGAAAACCAAGUGGGGUCAGAUGAACUGGAUAGCUACAUGUAUCAGACAGUGGGUCAUCACGCCAUUGAUUUGUAUGCAGAAGCGAUGGCUCUUCCCCUCUACCGCCGCACCAUAAGAGGAAGGAGUGUGGAUACAGGACGAGUGUACACCAAAUGUGAAGGUGAUGAGGUUGAAGAUCUCUAUGAGCUUUUGAAACUUGUUAAGGAAAAAGAAGAAGUAGAGGGGAUAUCAGUAGGUGCUAUACUUUCUGACUAUCAGCGUGUUCGAGUAGAAAAUGUGUGUAAAAGGCUUAAUCUCCAGCCUUUAGCUUACCUUUGGCAGAGAAACCAGGAAGAUUUGCUCCAAGAGAUGAUAUCAUCUAACAUUCAAGCAAUCAUCAUCAAAGUAGCAGCUUUGGGUUUAGAUCCAGAUAAGCAUCUUGGAAAAACCCUGGAUCAAAUGGAACCUUAUCUCUUAGAGCUUUCUAAGAAGUAUGGAGUCCAUGUUUGUGGAGAAGGUGGAGAGUAUGAAACAUUCACUUUGGAUUGCCCUCUAUUUAAGAAGAAAAUAAUUGUGGAUUCAUCAGAAGUGGUCACACAUUCAGCUGAUGCAUUUGCACCUGUUGCUUAUCUACGCUUUUUGGAAUUGCACUUGGAGGACAAGGUGUCCCCAGUGCCUGACAACUACAGAAAAUCUAAUUAUAUACAUAAUUCUUGAAGAACAUUUUUGGACAUUUUUUACUAAGCUACCAUUUCUGUAUGAAAAAAACUACAUAGCAUUUUCUCAGCUAUUAUAUCCAGCUCUUUCUCUGCAUUUUUUUUGUUCUAUAAAGAAAUUUUUUUUGUUAUAUAAAGAAAUAUAUAUCUUCAUCAGAAGAAGUUAAUAGAAACAUUGAUUAAUUGGGGAAAUGUGAAAGCCUCAUUCGUUAUUAUUGGUGACUUCCUCAGGGUUCACUUUCUCUGACUUUAGUUACCAUGUCCUAUCCAUGACUGUACAUGGUAAGUGCCCUUUUUUCCCCUUUUACUUCCUCUCUGUCAUUUCUGUAACAUUUAUUUGCUUUCAUCCCAUUGUUUUAUUUUACUCCUUCUCUCUUUCCUGCUCUCCCCUCUGCCAAUUAUAUAAUGAUGCAGAGCAUUUGAAAAUGAGAAUGAAAAGGCAGUCACUUUACUUAGCCAAUCAAGUUUAUUCUACUGGAUGUUACUGACAUGACUUGUCAUUUUUGUUUCGAUAUAGUAUUCAUUUUUUUUUUUUUUUUUAGUGUGUCUGUUUCUUUAUUAUGUUCAGUUAGCCGGCAUGUAGUACAUCAUUAGUUUUUUUUUUUUUUUAAACAUGUAUGAUUCUUUUUUUUUAUUCUUAUGUUAAUCCCCAUACAUUACAUUAUUAAUUUUAGAUGAAGUGUUCCAUGAUUCAUUGUUUGUGCAUAACACCCAGUGCUCCAUGCAGAAUGUGCCCUCCUCAAUACCCACCACCAGGCUAACCCAUCCUCCCACCCCCCUCCCCUCUAGAACCCUGUUUUUCAGAGUCCAUCGUCUCUCAUGGUUCGUCUACCCCUCCAAUUUCCCCCGCUUCAUUCUUCCCCUCCCGCUACCUUCUUCUUCUUCUUUUUUUUUUCUUAACAUAUAUUGCAUUAUUUGUUUCAGAGGUACAGAUCUGAGAUUCAACAGUCUUGCACAAUUCACAGCGCUUACCAGAGCACAUACCCUCCCCAGUGUCUAUCACCCAGUCACCCCAUCCCUCCCACCACACCACCCACUCCAACAACACUCAGUUUGUUUGAUAUAGUAUUCAUUUUAUCAACAGUAUUGGGCAAUCAGGAAGAAUAUCAUUAAAUCUUACUGAUUAUUUUAUAACAAUGAAAAAUACAAUUUUUAUAUCCAGUGGAAAAAGGUCUUUUCAACAAAUAGUAUUAGACAGCCACAUGCAAACGAAUGAAACUGGACCACUUUUUUACACCAUACACAAAAAUAAAUUCAAAAUAGACUAAAGACCUAAAUGUGGGACCUGAAACCACAGAAAUCCUAGAUGAGAACACAGGCAGUAACCUCUUUGACAUCGGCCAUAGCAGCUUCUUUCUAGAUAAAAGCUCCUAAGGCAAGGGAAACAAGAGCAAAAAUAAACUACUGGGACUUCAUCAAAAUAAAAAGCUUCUACACAGUAAAAGGAGCAAUCAACAAAACUAAAAGGCAACCUAAGGAAUGGGAGAAGAUAUUUGCAAAUGACAUAUCUGAUAAAGGGUUAGUAUCUGAAAUAUAUAAAGAAUUUAUAAAAUUCAACACCCAAAAAACAGUCCAGUUAAAAAAUGGGCAGAAGACAUGGACAGAUGUUUCUCCAAAGAAGACAUACAGAUGGCCAACAGACACAUGAAUAAAUGCUCAACAUCACUCAUCAUCAGGGAAAUGCAAAUCCAAACUACAAUGAGAUAUCACCUCAUACCUGUCAGAAUGACUGAAAUCACACAAGAAGCAGCAGAUAUUGGCAAGGAUGUGGAGAAAGGGGAACUGUCUUGCAAUGUUGGUGGGAAUGCAAACUGGUGCAGCCACUCUAGAAAACAGGUGGAGGUUCCCCAGAAAGUUAAAAAUAGAACUACCCUACAAUCCAGCAAUCUCACUACUGGGUAUUUACCCAAAGAAUACAGAAAUACUAAUUCAAUGGGAUACAUGCACCUCCAUGUUUAUAGCAGCAUUAUCUACAAUAGCCAACUUAUAAAAAAUUUUUUUGGUAUUAUCUGUGCUGACCUUAGACAACUUUAUUUUGAAUAGACUUAAUUUUUUACAGCAAUUUUGGAUUCACAGAAAAAUUGAGCAGAAGGAACAGAGAGUUCCCAUAUGCCCCCAGCCCUCACACAUGUACAGCCUUCCCCACUGUCAACAUCUGGCGCCAGAGUGGUGCAUUUAUUACAGUCGAUGAACCCACACUGACACAACUUUAUCACUCAAAGUACAUAGUUUACAUUAUGGCUUACUCUUAAUAUUGCACAUUCUGUGGGUUUGAGCAAAUGUAUAGUGACAUAUAUCCACCAUUAUGGCAUCAUACAAAAUAGUUUCACUGCCCUAGAAAUCCUCAGUGCUCUGCCUAUUCAUCCUUUCUUUCCCUCUUACCCCUGGUAACCACUGAUCUUGUUACAGUCUCUAUAGUUUUACCUUUUCCAGAAUGUCAUAUAAUUGCAGUCAUACAAUGUGUAGCCUUUUCACACUGGCUUUUUUCACCUAGAAAUAUGCAUUUAACUUCUUCCAUGUCUUUUCAUGAGUUUUAAGUGUUGAGUAAUAUUCCAUUGUCUGGAUGUACCAGUUUAUUUCUCAUUCACCUACCAAAGAACAUCUUGGUUGCUUCUAAGUUUUGGCAAUUAUAAGUAAAGCUGCUAUAAAUAUCCAUGUGCAGGAUUUUGUCCUCAACUCCCUUGGGUAAAUACCAAGGAGUGUGAUUGCCAGAUCAUAUGGUUAAGACUAUGUUUAGUUUUGUAAGAAACCACCAAACUGUCCUCCAGUGUGGCUGUACAAUUUUAUAUUCCCACCAGCAAUGAAUGAGAAUUCCUGUUGCUCUACAUCUUCAUCAGCAUUCAGUAUUGUCAAUACUUUGGACUUGUGCCAUUCUAAUAGGUGUGCAGUGUUAUCUUGUUUUAAGUUUGAAUUUUCCUGAAUGCAUUUGAUGUGGAACAUCUUUUCAUAUGCUUAUUUGCCCAUUCCUAUAUCUUCUUUUGUGAAGUGUCUGUUCAGAUCUUUGCUCACUUUUUAAUUGAGUUGUUUGUUUUCUUAUUGAGUUUUAAGAGCUUGUUGUAUAUUUUGGAUAGUUCUUUAUCAGCUAUGUCUUUUGCAAAUAUUUUCUACCAGUGUGUGGCUGUCUUCUCAUUCUCUUGGCACUGUCCUUUAUAGAGCAGAAGUUUUAAUUUUAAUGAAUUAUUAAUUAUUUCUUUCAUGUAUCAUGCCCUUGAUAUUGUAUCUAAAAGUCAUCAUCAAACCAAAGGUCAUCUAGAUUUUCUUCUAUGUUAUCUUCUAGGAGUUUUAUAGUUUUACAUUUUACAUUUGGGUCUGUGUUCCAUUUUGAGUUAAUUUUUAUAAAGAAGUAUAAGGACUGUGUCUGGAUUCAUUUUUUUGUAUGUGGAAUUAUAGCUGUUCUGGCACCAUUUGUUGAAAAGACUAUCUUUUCCCCAUUAUUUGCAUUGCUCCUUUGCCAAAGAUUAGCUAACUGUAUUUGUGUGGAUCUGUUUCUGGGACUCUCUAUUCUGUUCUAUUGCUCUAUUUGUCUAUUCUUUUAUCAAUACCACAAUGUCUUAAUAACUAUAGCAUUAUAGUUUGUCUUGAAGUCAGUAAUGUCAGCCUUCUGACUGUUCUUUUCCUUCAAUAUUUUGUUGACUGUUCUGUCUUCAGACUAUUCUAAAUCUUUCUAUAUAAAUAUUAGAAUCAGUUUGUAACUUGCUGACAUUUUGAUUGGGAUUGCAUUGAAGCUGUAGACCAAAUUAGAAAAAACAGACAUCUUGACAAUAUUGUCUUUCUACCCAUGAUCAUGGAAUAUCUCUCAAUUUAUUUACUGAGUUCUGUGAUUUCUUUCGUUAGUUUUGCUGAGACAUUUUACUUGUCUUCAUUAUUAUAACUUAUGUUAAAUGUUGCCUCCUUUAGGCCUUUUUUGUUUUUUGCAAAUGACAAGCUUUGAUAUGACAUUCUUAGUGUGGAACCAGAGGGAAACAGAGUUUCUUUCUCAGAAAUCCCAUUGCAUCUCAAUGGCUUGGGCAAAGGUUGGGCUAAGUCACCAUCUUUACUCCAGACCUCACUCAGAUAAUAGAGAAGGGUAUGCUCUAGAGGGAGAACAAAGUAUGGUUUCCAAAAGAAAAAUAAAUGCUAGAGGACAAAAAUACAGAUCCUUUUCACAUGUUUUAUCAAAAUCACAUUGCUAUUUCAAAUUCAUAGUAAAUUAAUUAACGUUCCACCCCAAAUAAUAGUGAGAUGUAGAAUGUAGUACUGUGAAUAUCACUCUGAAAAUCUGUAUCUGUUCCCUAAAUUCCUUUAAUUUCAGUUCAUUCUAUAACACAUUUGCAAUCUAGCCUGACUUCAGUUACUUCGAUGAACUGCUGUUGGUCUUUUCUCAAUCUUCAUAAUCUUUAAUUAAUCCUUUUCCUUGAUAAUAUUGGUCACCAUCUCCUUGAAAAAUUCCCCUGUAAUGGUUAUAUGUCUCUGUACCAUUCUGACUUCUACUCGCUCAAGAUUUCUUCUAUGUCCUUCAGUAGUUUCUCUGCUUCUUACCUUCAACAAAUGUAUAUAACCCCAAGUUCUUUUUAAGGUUCCAUUUUUUUCAUUUUCCACAUUUUCUGUCUCUGGGAUUUUGUCUUCUCCCACAAUCUACAUUUCAGCUCUAUGCAGAUGAUUCUAAAGUCACUCUCUUUCUGGUUUUUCUGCUAAUAUCUACGCUUUCUCCUUAUCUCUAGAUCCUUAUUUCUGACUGGCUGCGGGGCAUCACUGCCAAUAUGUAUCAAGUUCAUUGUGUACAAGCCUUGAACUCAUUUUCCCCUCCAAGUUUACUUUCUGCCUGUUUUUGUUCUUUAACACAACUGUUUUCCCCCUAGUAACUCAGGAAGAGAAUACUGGCAUCAUCUAUUACAGCUGUCUCUCCUUUACCAUGACAGUCAGUUGGUUAUCUAAUUCUUUACAUGUUAAUUCUCUAAUAUAUGUUUUACACCAUUCCCUCUCCAUGCCCAUCUCUCUGGUUAAAGUCAUAUCUUGCCCAAACUCUUGGACAACAUACAGCCUCUUUAAGUGAACUCCUGCCCCAUAUUCUGUUCCACUGCCAUAUUGAUUUUUGUGUCUCUGCACAAAAAUCCAUAAUACAGCUACAUUGUUUUUUAAAUAAACAAGAUGUUUAGCCAUUAAUUGAAGAUUGUAUAACACGGUACCAUAACAUCCUUUCUCAGACUUGCUCUCAGGAACCCCCUACAUGUAUCCUUUGCUCCAGUAGUACAGAACCAUUGGAUAGAUACUCCCUUACUGUGCCUUCUUCUUCUCUCCUCACUUGCCUUUGUUUAUUCUAUCUUAUCUGUCUUCCUUUCUUCAUUUCCUUUAACUGUUUACAACCUGCCCAUGUUGCAAGCUUGAACUCAAAUACUCAUACCUUUAGCCACAUCAGAUGAACUGUCCUAACACUUUGUUUCUUCCUUUCUUGUGACAAAUAAUCAGCUUUAUAAUGUUUAAGGACUUAUUUCCAGUAGGUUGUAAAUUUCUUGAAGACUGUUCCUUUUUUCAUUUUUGUACUCUCUGUAACAGCUCUUAGUUCUGGAAUAAGAUUUUUGAAUUUAUAAUUGAUUGUUAUUUUUUUACUUCAUUUUUUCUUCUUACAGAAUUUUAUAGACAUAUCCUUCCUUUUCAUGUUGCAUACCAUUUAAUGAAAGUCACUUUCUCGUUCAUUUUUCUUUCAUCUUGGUGUUAGAGAAAAAUACUCUUAAAGCAAACUAGAAUGUAAAAUACAACCUUUAGACAGGUUGUUAGUGUAAAAUUUAAGUUAUCACUAAGAUUUUCACUUUACAUAUGAUGACCCAUAAACUUACUUAUCUAAUAAUUAAUAUUUAAAUUUUAUCUUUAAGUCAAAAUUGUAAAGUAAUUUAUGUGAGUAUAAAACUUAUGUCAACUAAACAGAGGAUUCCAAACAAAAUAACUGAAUAAUGGAAAGCUCCAGGUUAAAAAUGGGGAAAUAUAUUAAAAUUUCUUUGGUGCCUUGACUUUAUUGCUUAUGGCAAACUUGAUGCUAAAAUGUACCAUACAUCACUGCAGUGACAGGCUUGAGAAAAUGAAAAAUACAAAGCUUUACAUAAAUCAGCCAAAAGAUCAUAUUAAAAUGUAUAACCUUUAACAGAAGAAUCAAGACUUUUACUUUUCACAAUUCACAAGCUUUUUCUUUCUUAUAUAGUUGUUUUAAAUUUUCCAAACAGCUUUAUGGGAAAUAGUAUUUCAAAUUAAUUGUUGACAAAGCCACUGCAUUUUUAAAGAAACAGGUUCACAGAAAUAUAGCCCCAAUUUUAUUAAUGGCCUACUAUUGCUUAGUACUUAAUUUUGAUUUUUGUUGAAAUAAUCUCAUGAGACAAUUAUAUAUUUUACAUGAUUGUAAAAGCCCCCAUUCCUAGAAGUUGUAGCUUUUAAAGAUAUGAUAGUCUCAUAGCCCAUUCUUGGCUCUUUUCAUUUUAUUUUGCUUUAUUUCAGAAAUACCAUCAAAUAUCUUGAAAAACUUUAUAGUGUUAAACUAUCUCUGUGCUUUUAUUUUUUGCUUCAAUCUAACAAAUAUCUAUGAGCACUUACGCUGUUUAAAAAACUGUUAGCCCCUCAUGGAAUUCACUAUAAGUGACAACAAACUACAGAGUAAUUUUAUUUCUAAGUUCAAAUGAAAGUUAUUACAGGUAGUCAUUAUUCCCAGCAUCAUGAUUACAGUGACAGAUAUCUAGUCUGUCUAGAGUGAGGUGUAGGAUAUGAUCCUAUUUUUCUGAAAAAUAUUGAUGGAGUCAAGGAGCUUAUAUAUUCAUUUAUAUUUGAAUGAGGAUGGUAAGGGUGGGCACAUAAUAACCAGAGUGAUAAUAUUGGCUAUCUUGGGGGCAAGGGGCCUGAAGAAGAAAAACAGAAAAGCUUAAUACUUACAUAUCUGUAAUUUGUGACUUUUAUACUGAGCGUAUACAUGUAAAUUUAAAAAUAUUUGAUUAAGAAAAUUAACUACAGGAGGUGGAGAUGGUGUAGUGAGUUCCAGUGCUAAACAAAUAUUUAAAUGUUAUUCUACAACACUUUUGUAGUCUAGGUAGAAAGAUAUAUACUAGGGCCCUUUAAAACUUUCCAUAGAUUUAUAUAUAUAUAUAUAUAUAUAUAUAUAUAUAUAUAUAUAUAUAUAUAUAUAUAUAUUAUAUAUAAAUAUAUAAAUAUGUAUAUAUAUAUAAAAAAAAGAGGACCAGAAGCAUUCAGAUGGCAGGCCUCUUGAGUUUGUUACGCAUGGGAAUUUGCUCUCACCACUCAUAGCAACAUGUAUAAACUCAAAGAUCCUGUCCAGAGAGAUACACUGCCAUUGUCUUUAUGCCACUUCAAAAAUAUUUCCUUACAGAAGGGACAAAGGAAGAAGGAAGAUGAAUGAUGACUUUUACUCACCAACAUUCGCAUUCAGUACAGCUUUUCUACCCCAUCUUCUCCCCCACCUUUGUCUUCAAGCUAAAGAGCAGAAAAAUGAUUUGAUAAGAGGGAGCAAAGCAUUUCACAAGCUUUAAAUCCUAAUUCUACAAACCUCAAUGAUAUAACUUGAGAUUCAGAGAGAUUUUGGCCUUGGGUACUAAGUCACUGCUGCUGCAAAUGGUCAUUGGAUCAGAGUAAUAAAUCAAGCAUCCGAUUCACUCAAAUUUAGAGAGCUACUUGACUCAUUUCUGUCCCUAAUAUAUGGAUUUCAGUAGUAGUAACAAAAUACCACUGUGUCAAGAGGAUCAAACUGGACAGUGGAAAAGUG